Molecule: messenger RNA, 556 nt
Organism: Trichobilharzia regenti
Lineage: Eukaryota; Metazoa; Platyhelminthes; Trematoda; Strigeidida; Schistosomatidae
Source: the annotation of a GenBank genome assembly
AUAGAAUUGUUCUCAUCUGGUUGAUUACUGCGAAAAGUGUGUGAAAAUUAUGCGAAGUAUCCUCUUGUUUCUACUAAUCGGUGCUGACAUUUAUAAUGUUCACAUAAACAGUAUUCCGUUAAACGAGAAUGGACUUCCACAGUUUCCACCAUUCUUUGGACCACCACCUGCAUUCGGACCACCUCCACAAUUCGGGCCGCCCCCAGCACUUGGACCUCCUCCACAAUUUGGACCACCCCCACCACUCGGACAACCACCACAAUUCCUACCACCUUCACCACUCCGACAACCACCACAAUUCCCACCACCCCCACCACUCCGACAAUCACCACAAUUCACACCAUCGCCAUCACUUGAACUAACCUCUCAGUUAGCACCACACCUUCCUUCAGGAUCUCUAUACUCAUCUGAACCGAUUGGCAUACCACCCUCAGGUGGACAGUCUACUCCACUUGGAUCACCAAUAUCUGACAAUGAUCGAUCAACAACUUCACCUUCAGCUGAAUCUCAACAACUAUCAAAGGAGAAAUAUAAAACAAGCAAUAAAGGUAAAUAA